UGAGUGAUUCACUGGGUCUGGACCAGGACUAUAUAUAAUAUCAGGCUUGCUGGGAGACAAAGACCCACACUGGAAAAACAACCAGCGAAUCUAUCACACUGGAAAGAGGUGUCUGUGGAAUCAAUACAUCGACUUCAAUCACCAUGUCACAGCCAGGCGAGGUGAAGAAGAAGAAACGUCCCCCGAUGAAGGAGGAGGACCUGAAGGGAGCCCGCAGUAAACUGGGACUGAAGGGCGAGGUUAAGAGUAAGACGUAUGAGGUCAUGGUUGAGUGUGAACGUAUGGGCAAAACGGCUCCAUCAGUGUUCAGCGGUGUGAGGACGGGGACAGAGACGGCCCUGGAUAAGCCUGCUGCUGCUAAGGCUCCUGGAGCCAGUGUGUUCAGCAAGUAGUAGACACACUGCAGGACACAGCAAUUGCAAUGAAGAAGCACUGUAGUCUUUAUGUUUCUGGGUCAGUGGUGAUGUUGCAUAACAUGGAUUUCAAAACCUUUUUUUCUUUUUCUUUUUUAAUGACGUGGGAUUCAAGAGAGACAAACUUUGCAGUUUGCACAGUGCAUCAGGUGACCUGGCUUAGGUUUGGUUUCAUGUGGCUGAUGAGCUGUACAUUUGGUUAUUUGUUCGCGUUUUGUACCUGACCUUUUUUCCUGAAUAAAUUAUUUCCCCCUGUA
Messenger RNA from Dicentrarchus labrax (European seabass), 670 nucleotides. RefSeq names its product musculoskeletal, embryonic nuclear protein 1b (gene mustn1b). Gene Ontology annotation, biological process: tissue regeneration; chondrocyte proliferation; chondrocyte differentiation. Gene Ontology annotation, cellular component: nucleus. The record is from RefSeq and is a predicted model, not a curated record. Lineage: Eukaryota; Metazoa; Chordata; Actinopteri; Moronidae. The transcript is spliced from 3 exons. The coding region runs from base 144 to 392 and encodes 82 amino acids.